AUGAUACCGAACUUGGAAUGUCUUGUUAAACCUUCUUUAUUCUCAUCUUUACUACCAGAAAUACCAAAGUAUUGGUUGGAUACAUCAACAUUCCCAAAUAACUCAUCGUUUAGAAGAUCACUAGUAACGAAUACAACUUCUUCAGAGCACUUUUGCCCUGUUGGUCCAUUUUUGUGUGCAAACUUUAGUGAGGAUGGAGAUAUAUUUGCAGUUGCAACUUUAUCUGCAAUAUACCUUAUUGGAUCAGUGUCGAGAUCCUGUUUUGCAGUUAUUCCCUUAUCAAUUGAAUUCGAAAUGUAUCAAAAAGAGAUAUGUAAAUAUUCGGCAAUAAAAACAGUGACUCCUUGUAUAAAUCUACAAUUUUGUUAUAAUGAUAAAUACCUAAUAGCUGUUUUUACAAACAAGAUAAGUAUUUGGGAUAUUACUCUUGCAGAUGAAAUGUAUAACCAUCCUGGUAUCCCUUGUUUCAUAGGUAGCUUAACUAUAAAUCAGAUAUCUGAAUUUUUAACUUGUUUAGUAAAAAGGCAUGAAACUAAACAAUCAUUUGAAUUAUCAAGUUUCUUUGUAGACCUUUUACUUUCAAAUUUGCGAGCAAAGGAUAUUAACGUAAGAGAUUUAGAUUCUAAUUCUAAAACAGAUCUGCUUAAUAUAAACAUAGUAGAUGGCAUUAAAGUAGAUGAAAUUGGACAAAAUAUUAUACUUGAGCUUUAUAUUGGAAUUAUUGGGAUUCCACCUAUUUAUUUAAUGUGCAAAUUUGAGACAAUCUUAACUGGGAAUUCCCAUAAAUACUCAAGCAUAAUUCAAUUAAUCAAGGAAAUUAUUCCCAAUUAUAUAUUACAAGAAAAUAUCUUAGUAAAAAGUACCUCUGAAGAAAUAGAUACAUUUCCAUUUGCUAUAUGGAGAAAUAAAAAUGUAAAUCACAUAUUAGAUGCAAAUUCUGUUAUUAUUGCAGUAUACUUAACUAAACAAAGUUCUCUAAUAAUACUCAAUGAAUAUAGUGAAGUGUUAACAUCUCAUACUAUGAAAUUCUCAAGAAGAAAUAUCAAAUAUUCAUUUUAUUAUCAACUUAUAUUUAAUAAAAUUGGGGAUCUACUAAUAAUACAAAUAGCUGAUAGUUUUACUCUUUUUGCAUUAAAUAGAAAAUUUAAUAAUGAUCAAAUUCAAAAUUUAGAUAAAUGUAUAGAUUCAAAUAAUAAAACUAUACAUAAUAAUUGUUCUAAUAUAAGCUACAAAUUAAAUUUAAUAUAUACAUUUCAUCAAGUAGUGCAGAAAGAGUGGAUAGUUUCUAUUGCUUUUUAUAAUAGCAGAGAUCAAAUUGUAAAAAAUUAUAAUUGGACUGAAUUUAAGAAGUUAUAUAAUUCAAUUGAGGAGUCAUAUCCAUGUGGAUUAAUAGUUGUCUCAACUAAUAGUUAUAAUGGACAAUCAUUUUAUUAUAUUAUGGAAGUAUGUAGUAAAUCUAAAAUGCGUAAUAUCAAAUUAGAUAAUUCACCAUAUUCCUGUAAUCAUACUCAUACAGAUCAUUCAGGUACUAAUGCUAUAAUUUGGAAACUUGAAAUUUCUAGAUUACAUGGGUUUAGAAAGCUUAUUUGGCAACCUGGUCAUCCAAUUUGUAUAGCACUGCAAUUAUUUGAUAAAUUAAAGUCUGGUAGAGUACUUUAUGAUGAUUUGAUUGAACAAUAUUCUAUUACUUCAAUAUCCAGACAAAAAGAUACAAGUAUCUUCUUAAAUAAUAAAUAUGGAAAUAUAAUCUUUAUUGAACCAUCAUAUAUAAAUGAAAAGUAUUUCUUAUGGUCAAGAUUUAUGCCUGGAUUUACUGUUAUGGAUAAAAAUAAGGAAUAUAUUGAGCCAGAACAAGAAUUUGACAAUACAAAGGAAAAAGAUGAGAUUGAACUAGCUAAAGCUCAAACAAAGUGGCAAGUGUUACUGAAAUCUUUAAAUGAACAUACUUUCGAAAUAUUUAUUAAUGGAGAAAAAGUCCAAUUACCAAUGCCAUUACCAGUUAUGAGAGAUAAGUGGUUUCUUUUAAAGAAAUAUCCAAGAACUCUUGUUGGAAUGGAUUUGGCAACACAGCUAGUAAUUAAUGAGAAUAUCAAUCAUAGAGAUCACCCAGAGUAUCUAGAUAAUUUAGAUUUAAACUUUAAUAGUAAUUGGCAAGUAGGGAUGUGUAAUUCUACUGAGAACAAUGUUACAUGGCUAGCCAGUAAUGAUGAAUUGAAGAUAUAUAGGAAUAUACUAGCCUUUGGAGAGAAAUACAAGUAA
Molecule: messenger RNA, 2259 nt
Organism: Cryptosporidium muris RN66
Lineage: Eukaryota; Apicomplexa; Conoidasida; Eucoccidiorida; Cryptosporidiidae
Exons: 1
Coding region: 1-2259 (752 amino acids)
Source: RefSeq, a predicted model, not a curated record